AUGAAGACCCCGCGCACCAGCCAAAGCUGGCAGAACAUAAUGCGUCUUUCGCGAAGGCGCCUUGUUACAUUUCUCAUUGGCAAGCGUCAAUACAGCAUCUGUCGGCCCUUCUUUGUUAGCGUGCUUUUGAAUCAGAUCUUCUUCUACCUCCUUCUGGCUUUUUGUAUCACUAGCUACAUACGGCCUAAUGACAUUUUUCUUAAGGUCACCUUCCCGUGGGGCCUUUAUAUCUUCUUUACCAUCGUCGUUUCACUCCAGGCAUCUUUUCUAGUUAUGGGGUUUGUCCUUUCUCUUGCUCUACACAUCUCUCUGACAAAGGGGAACACAAACUAUCAAGCAGCCCGAGCUAAGCGUCUAGUCUUCUACUUUCUAACAAGCAUUAGAUUGAUAUACGCCUUUGGGUCGUCGUUUUUAUUAUUCUACAAUGCAAUCCAAAAGAGAUUUACUUUGUUCUUUUGCCAUCUCAUCGUAGCAAUCCUUAGUAUUUUCUAUUUUACAAUUUUCAAUUACAUGUCUUUGUUUUAUGCGUCUACAACGUUUGUCCUCACCCCAAUCCAGUAUCUGCUAACUGCUGCAGUGCCCUAUAUCAUCUCCUUCGUGAUGGGCCCCCUGUACAUUGUGUUUAUUGGCUUUAUGCGCGGCCUUUCCAACUGGAUGAUUGCAUCCAGGUGCCUACACGGCUUUGUUCUUGUGUUUGUAACAUAUAGCAUUAUCAUUAACUGUAUCGUGCCCUUCUGCAGCUUUUUGACUCCGGUCAUUAUCGCAAUUCUAUGCUUGCUUUCUGGACUCAACUUGGUGGGGAUUGUAAUGACUAUCAUACCUGUGCCGACCAACCAUUUCAUGAUUUACACCGUGACAGUGCUUUGUUGGGCAUGCUUCACAUUUUUGUUAUCUUAUACUUUUGUCAUCCGCAAGUACAGAAGGGAGCAGGCGGCAAUAGUCAGGCUUCACAACGGAGACUAUACCUACACCGGAGUAUCCCUGACCCCGGAGAUGCUCUACAAUAGCCUCUUACUUUUCACAUCCCAUAUAAAGCGUGUCGCAAUUACAGACGGAAGAUUUUAUGUAGCGCUAGAAAACAUCUGUCUCUGCUACAUCAUCGCUCUGUACAAUUCAUUGAGGCUAGAUUCAGCGACUAAUAAGAUAGGCUUCCGUGACUAUAGGCGCGGCACAAAGCAAGCCCAUGGGUGCAUUGCUAGAUGUUCUAAACAGAAAAAACUGGCAUACAUAUGCCUUAUUCUGGACAUGCUUGAUUGCGAGGUGCUCCGUGCAUUUCUAGAUGCCCCCAAAGAGGAGGAUUCGCAAUCACAGGAAGACCUGCGCGGAGUCACUGCAUCUAUCAAUAAAGACAAACAUAUCGUGUACGAAAUCAACAUGUACCUACUGGAGAUUUUUUCUCUGCUAAUGAUCCUCAAGAGCACAGAGCACUCUUUGAUCAAUCAGCCAAUGCUGUUGAAUUCGGAGCAGAGGUCUGAGUCCAGUCCUGAAUCACAAAGUCAUCUUAAGCAAGGCAAGACGAAUGCUGAAGCAAAAGAGCCACAGAAGCAGGAUAGAUCACCUUCUGAGGCCUGUAUCUAUCCAGAUGGGCAGGGUGACGAAGUUGCCAAGUCAUCCGUGCUCAUCAAUGUUCAGCAGUACCGAAGAAGUUCUCCGGUUACCCCCACAGAGAAGGAAGAUCUUGCCACGAUAGACGUUUCGGACGUGGGCUACUCAGACUUGAAUGCCCCGUCGCCUAACGCUAGUGAGUCUGGAGUCCAGCCGAAGCUCGCAUCCAUCACAGUCACAGAAAGAAAGGAGCGUUCUUUGAACCGCUUGAGCGACAAUAUAGCAUGCUACACAAGUACUGAAGUUUCUGAGCAAUCACAUAUACCUUUGCGUGUCUAUAGGCGUGAUAAUGAUACCAUGCAUCUUACACUUAACAACAGGAAGAGGUGGCUGUUUCACAGGCCGACGUUCUCUAUUCAUCACCUCUCACGAGGCUCUAAGGAUACUCUUGCCAGUUCUGCUGCAAAUCUCAAGGAUUGUCGGUCAAAGCUUCAGUGGAUUAUCCAGCAGCUCUCCCCACAAUUCCUCCGAGACCUAGUGUUUGAUUCUCCGGAGCUAGACCUUAGCACCAGAUCCGCUUGGUCCCUAAACGCUUUGCUUGAAACACUUCUCUAUUCGUGCUGCGGGUUUGUUCUUGUUAAGAUGAGCACCAAGGAUCUACACCCCCAGUUCAGACGACUAUUCGAUCCCAGCAGGCUCUUCUAUCUGGAUGAUACUCCUCCUCAAGAAAUGUACAAGCAACAAGGUAUAUCUGAUAAUCAGUCACCAAUCUGUGAAGGUACCAAGAAAAUAACGAGCAUAGCAACGCCCCUUUCCAUCGCCUCCCCUUACCUCUCUACACCGAAAGAUGUCAGUGCAAUAUUUAAUGAGCAGAUCAAUCCCGAUGUUACCCCAAUGUCAACCAUGAAACAGUUCCAUGGCACUCUUAGAAAGCUGAGUAGAUUCAAGAUUAUCAAGUACUUGGGCCUAGACAAUAUAUACGACUCUAUCUCUCAGUGUAUUAGUAAUAAGGAGGAUCUUGUCGAGGUCGAACGCGACUACGCGAAUGCCUUGGAUUUUGCUCCACCUACCAAGUACAAAUACUUUGCGAACCCGAAAUUAGCGAAUACGAGGCCCAUGAACAUCUGCUCCUGUAUGAUCAUAAACUCUAUCUUGGGCAGGAUCCUUGAGAAUGCGGAUACGUGUCUGACAAAUAUUGAUCGUAUCACGAAGCUCAGCAAUAACCUAAAGCAGGACUGCCACUUCUCCACCGUCAGACUUGAAGAGCUUAUGGUGCUAUGCAACAAACAGAAUGUGAUGUAUCAGGACAUCGUUGAGCAGGCGAAACGAUUGUACAUAGCGUACCCUUACUGUGUCACUGCCACGCACACACUUGCAUGGGUUUAUCACGAGCUCUAUAACACCAUCUGGCCGCUUAACCAGCUCAGCAUCUUCCCCCUCAUUAGCCAUAUUCAGCCAUCCUUAAAUAACAAGGAGCUCAGCAACCUAAACAAUUCCCUUUUCCACUCUGAUUAUAUGAGGAGGCGUACAUCGUCAAUGAUAUCCGAUAGCUCUGACGUUGACUCCUCCACCAGCAGUCACGAUUCUGCUAUUUCACCCGAGGAUGCACUAGAAGAACAGGAUAGCGACGAUUCUGAUGUCACUGAUGGAUCUGAUAUCAAGCAAUUACCGGACUCGCCCGUGUCUAGCCAGCAAGAGUCCACUGCGCACUCGGAUGACCCUGCCACUGGCACGUUCUCCACCCUUUCUCUUUCUAGUUUCGGUCAAACGCGUACAAAGUCAGUGCUAGUAGAUCACAUAUCUCCAGGAGCGCCCCUGAUACAACAGGAUAGUUGUUGUGAAUCGGUCAGAACCGUCCGAAACUACAUCCAGAAUUUUAUCCUCACACAGGACCGGUCCAUACAAUCCUUCUACAUAUCGUAUACUCCCGAGGGGUCCAUAGUGAUUUUGCCCCCAUGCCUGAGUUACUGCCACUAUGCAGUCGUUGACAACCCCCUGUCUCUUCAGCGUUGUGAGUACAGAACAUAUGCCGAUAUAAAGGGUGCAGAGGCAUCACUAAUGGUAUCGCCGGUUUCCAUAAAUAUAGUUAACCACAUGGCCAUUUUGUCCACAGCACUCGAUACCUCCAUGGAAAAAGAUGGCAAAACCAGAAGCAGAUCUAAGAAAAGCCGUCGCCUCUGGCGCCGGUUCUUCACCACUGGAUUCCAUGACUCAUUGGGGUCCACAAAGAGUUCUGCAAAGAGGUUUGUUAAAACUUUAUUAAACAAACAUCAAGACAUAAUUAGAUCAAUAACGGUGUUCAACCCUGAAAACCUCGCAUACACUGUUGCUUCGUUACUUGCCUUUGUGGUCUCUCUCUUCAUUAUCAACAAGGCAAGCAGAGUCUUUAUGUAUAACGACUCCGUCAUAGAGGCCGCCAGUAUUUUUGCCGCUGUUGUUCAAGCGGACGAGAUCGCCUUUAUGAAAAUAUACGAUAGCUAUUCCCAGAGAGUGGUCAAUAAGGAGCCGAUAGACACAUUUUUCACCCCAAAGGACUUAGAGGAGCUGUACUACCUAAGCAUAUCCGACAUAUAUGAAGAUAUGUCUCAAAAAAUCUAUAACCUAGGCCUGGAUCUAGAGCAGUAUGCUUUUUCUUCAAUUCAUCCCUUUUUCCACAUUCUAAAGGUCUCUAAUAAGAUGGUUUCAUUCAUACCAACCCCGAUUCCCACACGUAUCUACGGCACAAUUGUAUUUCAGAACCCGUAUAAGGAUAUGCUCGUUUGCUUUCCACCUCCGCAGGCACUAGACAAGCUGAGCCUCUGGAAUAUAAACAACCAUCAACUGAUUACCGAGUGCAUCCAAAGUAAGAUAGAAGGUGUGCGAUCCAAUAUCUACAUCAAUAUCGUGCCGUUCGUUUGGAACAGCAUGUUCACCGUGGCAACAUCUUCUCUGCUGAUACAGAACUUCUCUACGCACCUCAAGGUACUCUUGAUGGCGCUAACGGGAACAGUAGGUUUUUGUCUUAUUUUCACCUUCUCAAGCUAUAAUAUCUUUCUGGUUCGUCUUCAAAACCUUUCUGACCUUCUGCUCAAUCUUCUGUCACGAACAGGAGCACGAUUUGAUUAUAGGCUAUUAUUUGCACAGUUCUAUUCUAAAGAACGGAUCAACUUUGCGUACCAGAACGUGAAGUACACUCCGACAUUUGAGCAUCUUGUGUCCAUGCACUCUGAGGUAACUGCAGAGAAAGAUAUGCUGCUGAGAAGGUGUCCCCCACAGUUGUGUGUUGAGCAGCAACCCAAGACAGAAGCUAGCAGCUCCUCCAGUGACGGCAGCUCCAACCUGCUAUCAGGAUCUAGCAGUGCGUGUUACACCAGCUCUUCUCUUGGUGAUAUGCAGGGCAAGCUCACUUACCGAUACGACUAUAGCAGACUAGUAGAACUAUACAAGACGUUUUCUGCGCAAUAUGACAGGCCAUCUGUCGUCUGGGCCAUUUCCAAGGUAUUUGUUCUACUAUGUAUAGGGUUAAGCAUGGUACUACUGUACAUAUUCCACUCCAUUCCAAUUAUUUCCUACACGGAGACAGGAAUUGGCCCAUAUUAUGCAUCCGUUAUUGAGUCCAUGCGAUAUCCCGAUGAGGACUUGGAUCCCACGUUUUACAAUAAACCUUGGAGCAACGAUAUCGAGCCAAUACACGUUACUCCAGCGUACCAAACAAUAGGAGACGUGGUUAGAUUUGAAAGCUGUUUGCAGAAGGCCACAAGCCCUGCAGAAAGCCAGGAAUGUCGAUCCACUCAUGACUACAUUGAUAAUUCAGAACAUAUUAUAUAUGCCAGUCCACAGUGGAGGCUCACAUGGCUUCGACAAAACUACGCUCUCCUUCAGGACCUCAUUCUCGAUACACUGCUGGUAGACCUGUCUAUUUCCCAGCACACAAGCAUAACCCCUACAGAGCCAGAGACAGAGCCGUAUAGACUAUACUAUACAUGCUCCCGUGCCAUCAAGAAUCCGCAUUUGGCUCCAUUUGUCCUUGACAGGGACAUUCGAUUUGCUGACGUCACAAAAAAGCUCAUCUAUCUCUAUACAAUGUCUGUCCGCAGCCCAUCUUACGAUUACUAUUCUAUGAUCAUCAAUCAGUACAGCAACCUUGCCAGUAAGUAUGUAAUGUUUGUACUAGACUACGGGGCCUCAUCAUCUCCGCCACCCACCUUCAAAGAGAAUGAGUACAAGGCUGCCCUCCUUCUGCCGCCAUUUGAGGUAUACAAGCCGAUGCUCAACCGGCAGAACCUCCAAAAGGAAACAGUCGGAAUAAAGGCAUUCAUAGAGAUGCAGAGGAGCGUUUAUAAUAACAGCUUCUCCAUCCUCCAACCAUCCUAUGCAGAGCUGAGGGGGAAGGACCCGUGUGCGGAGCUCACAGCGUUUCACAGCAUGCUUCUCAUGAACAGCAUAGCCAAACAGCGGGAAUCAACAUCGAUCAAUAAGCAGCUGGAUGAGAAGAACAUAACGACUGAGCACUUGUUCUCGCUUCUUCUCCUUCUGAGCUGUGUUCCUGUUACUUUAUUAGUGCUACACCACUUCUCAGCACCCAGAGUCAAAAUACCUAAGACCACUCGCCCAAGAAGCCCUGUCUGGGUUGACCUUUAUUCUUAUAGGAGCUUACCCCGAUUCUUUGCUGUAUUAGCAUCACUUAUUGCCGCUGUAAUUAUCACAAUAAUAGUGGCCAGCUUCACGCAGUUCUUUAACAAUAAGGUGGCAGUCUCACACAUGACGCGCAUAUACGUAUCUAGCUCUCGGUUGAACAGCUUAGGACUGCAACUCCUGGAAUCUCUUGGUGAUUAUAACAUGCAACUCGCCAGCUUGGAGUGGGACGACGCCAAUCAAGCCUACAGGUAUGCCUGCGAAGAUAUCUAUGUGGCCCUGCAGCGACCAGUAAUGCUCAAUACCAAGUUCCAUCUGGUAGACGCAGUCGAGAGUAUCAAGCCCUUUAUCGACACAGACCAGAUGUUAGACCUCUACUAUAAUAUCCGCCACGCGGUAUUUUCGGUUAACGUGGCGCUGGCACGCAUGUGUAUACUACCGAGGGAAAUGUUUCCAGAGAAAAUCCAGCAGUACACAGCCGAUGUCUAUCUAGACGAAGUCUUCAACUUUAGUAAGCCGGUACCAGACAAGAAGUACUCAUCGUACUAUGAAGACUACCUUCUAUGUGCGGGUCCGACAAACUGCGUUGAGAUAUAUUCAUACGCUAGACUAAAGAGUCUAACUGACAAGGAGCUCCAUCUAUACAUAAAAUCCAUCUCAAAAGGGAGCAACAUCCUAUUCAAGAACUUACUCUUGUUUUCACAUAAAGUCGAGCUGACAACUAACUCUCUGACGCGACAGAUUCUUGCUGUCGAGACUCAAAUAGAUAACUUCUUGGUUCUUAUGCAGCGUAUCAUCUCAUGGUUUCUUGUGAUACAUGUGAUCUUGUUGGUUCUGCUCUACGUCUACUUGCAGUUUGCGCCUACAAGGACUGGCCUUGUCGUCUUCAAGAUAAUGACUACCCACAGGCACAGCCUUGCACUCAGUUUUGGACUGACAGUCGGUGCCUUCAUCGUACUAAUAUUCGUUUUGCUGAUCAGUCUAUUGAUGGCCAUGUUCAGGGUUGAGGUUGUGACAACGGACGAAACCAAACGGUGGACGGAGACCAGGCUCUACAACUCCUUGGGAAACGUCUUCAUUAACUCGCGUCUCAUAAACUUAACACUGGCAACUCUGCAGAACACAGACUUGUCGUAUGAAGAAAUGCAUAUCAGCGAGUUGUAUACUCGCAUACAGAACCUCAAUGAAUAUGCAAAGGUGGCCCAGUCAGCAGCCACCAUGCUACUGCCAGGAUUUAGCUAUACAAACAGCACUGGGAUGUAUGACAUAAAGGAGCUCCUCAUCAAUUAUACCACGAGCAUCCUAGUCGCAACGGAAGAGGUGCGGAAGAGAAUCUGGGAUGCAGCCGACAAAGUCAACCAAAGGAUCCGACUAUCGGAUGUGUAUGAUAAGGACGACUAUCUAGGCAUAACAAACCUCACCCUGGGUGACAUAAACAAGAUCAUGGAGGGAUAUGUUAGUCCAGUGUUCAAGAUGAGAAAUAUCAAGUUGGCCGUCAGCACUGUCUACGGGGUCAUGAUAGGAGCCUUUUUAGUGUGCGCCACAUACACCAUCAUUGUCGUACGAAAGGAGAUAUCAUCCAUUUUGACCAUUCUGAACACGAUCCCUGUGGCUGACCUCCUCUCCUUUAAGGAGUUGAGCUCAGGGAUCUUCAAUGCAUAUGGCGACAUGCUAUCCUUUGCCAAGCUACUGUGA
Molecule: messenger RNA, 7854 nt
Organism: Giardia duodenalis
Lineage: Eukaryota; Fornicata; Diplomonadida; Hexamitidae
Exons: 1
Coding region: 1-7854 (2617 amino acids)
Source: RefSeq, a predicted model, not a curated record